GAUUCCCUAGCGCCAGUUGGCCAAUUCGUCAAUUCGGACGACGCACACAAUGGUGCGACAUUUGAGGCUUGCGUCGGAGAUGGCCUCAUGUCACUUCGAUCGGAGGAGGAGGUAGGUUACGAUGGCAGUCAGUUGUAUGGAGGUCAUGGGGUCGCACAAUUCCUCCGACAAUCCCUGAUUAAACUUCCGCUCAAAUGUUGCCGACGUGCAUCAGACAAUUGAAUGGGUCACAUUCGAAGGCGAGAGAAAUCCCACAAUGUUGGCUAUCGGGGGAUGCGUAUGCUCUUGGCUUGCGCGCGUUAGAGCUCAAUGGGCUCAGUGAGGCCGCGAUCAGAGCCCACACGGGGCAAGGCGAGUCUUGCCUUGGAUCUAGUGACGAGGGGAAAUGAAUGCGACUGGAAUUUGUUUAAUCGAUUUUACCUUGAUUUCCUGUUGUAGACAAGAAUCAAGGCGAAAUCGAUGUGACAGAUGGUAAAGCGAUCGUAAGCUUCAUUCUGUGUUUUUUCAUGUGGUAUUUUGGCUUGAGGCGGUUGUUCGUGAAGUUUGUGGACGAGAUGAGCGAGUGGUGCACCUGUUUGGGCUGCUCACCUUGAUUGACAUUUGCAUUGAAGAGCACGAAAAUUCAUGGAUAUGCAAAGAAACCAAAGGUUGUCGUUUUACUUUGAAGAAAAUCGGUAAUUAUGUCAGAGUCAGGUAACUUAUCAAUGGAAGAGUCGGCACCGCCCGAGGAGAUUGCCUUGAGCGGUGAAGCACUCGUGGAUGGACUUGGGAAUCAAACAUCGGACGCUGUCGAUAGCAUAACAAAAGGAAUAUCUGCGAUGGAUAUCCCCGAGCUUGAGACUGCAGCUAAACCUAGUGUAAUUCUCACACCUGGAGAUGAGACUGAGAGUAGCAGCGGAGUGAAGGACGAAAGUUGUCCAGUUGAUUUGAAUGUUGGACACAGAGCCCAGCCUGCUUCAGGAGAAGAAAGUGAAAUAACCAGUGAAUUCGGAGCUGGAGAAAGCGGUGGAACUGUGGGCGCGGGAAGAUCUGGAUAUGAUGCUGGUGAUCAUGGAACACUUCAGAUUGUCUCGGCCUCGUCACCACUUGGGAAAGGUGGCGAAGUGCCUGUGCUCGAAGAAAUCUCGUCGAACGAGCUAAAGUCUACGAGUACCUUAACUUUUAGUGCCUCAAGUUCUUCCGAUCCAGGCAGGAUGCAAAUGCCUUGCAAAGAGGACAACCCUGGGGAUGUGAAGCAGAGGGAAGAUUCGCCCUCAGGUCCCUCCGCUGGACAGAAGAAAGCAUCGGAAACUUCGGCACUCCGUAGGUGGAAGACAGCUUAUGCCUAUGCCAAGAACUCAAAAGUCAUAAAACAGAAGGCCUCGACCUCCCUCAUAGGUACUGGGGCGACAUUGGAAGGCUAUGCCUUGGGCUUUAUGAGUAUAGAGAGUGCAACUCGCAAGAUGCUGUUUACUUCUCUAUAUAAUCAAAAAACGGAGUACAUCCUUCUUGGUGUCAUUCUGGGUCAUUUCUUUGUGCUGAUAUUGAAAGCUGAGCACAAAUGGGUGACCCCCUUUCACCCCAGCAUGGACGCCGUCAUGGUGGCAGACGUCAUUCUUACGUCAGUUUAUACAGCCGAAUGUGUUGGGCGGAUCUUAACGUUAGGUUUAUACCAAGGUCCGCAUGCAUAUCUUCGAAAUGGCUUCAACAAACUAGACCUUAUCAUUGUUUUGGAUUCCUGGGUCCACAUUGUGAGGACAUACAUUAUGAAUGGAGACAAGUGGCUUCGCAUUGCAGUACUCCGCAUUUUUCGAGGAUUACUGGUUCUUCGUCACUUUUCUUUCGUUGGAGAUAUAUUUGCGAUCUUAGAUGCAAUUCGCCGGAGUGUCCGUGCAUUGGAAACGGUGAUCAUGUUUACACUCAUGUUCCUAUCCUUCUAUGCACUACUUGGAUCACAACUUUUUGGUGGGAGUUUUCACUUCAGGUGCGUGAGGAAGAGUGAUAAUGAAGUAAGUAUUCCAGAAAGGGCUUGCAUUAAUUAUUAUGAAGGCAUAUCUGACUCGCAAGGGGAGUAUAUAGGCUGGGCAGAUACGUGUGAUAAACUCCCAGACGCGGCUAUGGUCUGCAAGGAUCGCUCUAAUCCAAAUUGGGGAGCUACCAACUUUGACAAUUUUUCUGCAUCCAUCCUUAUCGUUUUCCAGGUUCUUACAUUUGAAGGGUGGUCUCUUAUUAUGAGGUGGGCGAACGACAGCUCAGCAUUAAAAAGCACGCAGACAUAUUUUGUUAUCUUAGUCAUCUUUGGGAGCUAUUUCAUGGUCAACGUUUUUGUGGCAACCAUUAGUGGUGUCUUCUUACGAGUGAGAAAGGAACACCAGGCUUUGAUGAGAAGGUAUCGACGAGACAAAGCAUUCUCAUUCGCCAAUGCACUUCAAAUGGCUAGUUUGAUGAAGGAGGUUAUCUUGAGCAAUGAUGCAAGGCUAACCUGGAGGCACCGACUUAGGCGAAAGACUGCCGGACUGAGCACCAACUUUUCUUAUGCUUUGAGUCGCCAAAGCACCAGGGUGAAGAGAACCAUGUCAAAAGCUUUCGACUGGAAGGAGUCCAGUUCCUACUUGAAACACAUCAGCAGCUUUGCUGUUUUAGGAACUGAAGACUCCUCCGAUAAACUUCCCGAUGACCCAACCCUUUCGCGAUCCUUGUCUCGCAGCCUGUCCCGCAACGUCUCCCGCGCCUCUCGCCUAGGUCGUACCGCUGCAAAAAGUGUGUCUAUGACAACUCACCAUUAUGUGCAGAGAUUUUCUGCUAAAUGCUGGGCGAUAGUGCAAAGCAAGGCGUUCAAGUAUGCUGUUCUACUUCUUGUGUCCUUCAACAUGAUAGUUCUGUGUUCCUUGAAAGCGAAUAUGACCUCUCGGCACGCGGACGCCGUUCAUAAGCUGGAGAUUGCUCUCAUUGCAGUCUUUGCUGCUGAGCUGAUCUUGCGCUUUCUAGCAGCGGGCCUUCCUGGGUUUGUAGAUGAAAAAAUGAAUGUGAUCGAUCUUCUGGUGGUCAUUAUCUCUUGCUGGAAUACUGGAACACAUCGGAAGUUCGUCAACGUCACCCCGAUCCGAAUGCUGCGCUGGUUUUACGUCAAAAGGAGCAAACGGAUGGCUAAAGGCGGUGACAAUCAGACAAUAAUGGUGUCUAUCCUCAGGAGCUUGGGAGCUUUGGCGAGUGUAUACUUUUUUCUAUUUAUUGUCAUAAUUAUGUUCUCCAUCUUCAGUAUGGAGCUAUGGGGUGGUCAAAUGGAUGAGUUUGACGAUGGUUAUCCUCGUGCUAAUCACGACAGUUUCCUGCAAGCAAUGCUUUUGUGGUUCAUUGUUACUACGGGCGAAAGUUGGGUGGAUUACAUGUGGUCCGCAAUGCGGCCCGGAGUUAAAAACAGGUGGGUUUCCCCAUUCAUAUUCAUCUUUUACUACAUGAUAACUGCUUAUGUGAUCCUCAAUCUAAUCAUUGCGACUAUCUUGGAAGAAAUGGAGCUGACAGACAAUCAGAAAAAGCACCUACAAAAGCGAGAACACCUGAAGUGGUUACAAACCAAGCAUUUUCAUGGGGUCUCUGAGAAACGGAGUUCAGACUGGCUUGUUGGGGCUGUUCAAGGUGCCCAAAAGGGGCUCAAGGAUGUGAGGCGGCGGAUGAGCUCCUUGAAGAUAUCGCGUAAGUCAAUUCUUCCUGUAUCAAGUUCAAAAACGGCCGAUGUACCGCAACAACAAGAAGUAGACGACAGUUUCCAGACACCCAGCAGCCCCGAAGGUGUAAGUAUGUCUCAAGAGGUUUCAACGAAACGAAGUUCCUACUCAGCUCUUGACACAUCAGUUUCUUCCGAAGAGGAUGUUCAAUCGAAAGCAAGAGUUCGCCGGCGAAGCAGCUUGAGUAGCUUGAAUCCGGGUAUCGACAAGCCACUUAUAAGGCGGAGCCGCAGCCAAGAAAUGGAUAGAUCGUUACUGAGGAGUGGAGAUACUGCCUCAAAUUUGGCUGCAACUGUUAAUGGUGGAAACAGAUUUGUAUUGCAGUCUGCAGUGUUAGCUAUCGCAGAUGAUCAAGCUUUGGUUGCAGCUGCUGACAAGAAGAAAGUUACAAUCUCGAAGCAAGUAGAAAAUGAUGAACAGUCUCCCGCCACCUCAAAGAAUCCUGCAUAUUCAAGAACGAGAAGUGUUCGUGGAGUUUCGUUUCUCCUAUCCGAAUUUCAAGAAGCACCGGCCGUGGUGGAAAAAGUAGUGCCGUGGUGGUUGAGCAGUCGGUCUCUUUUUCUAUUUCAACGAGACAAUGUCUUUAGAGUUUUUAUCACGAAGUUAAUUGAACACCCUGUCUACCUUGCUUGGGAGUGCUUAUGGAUAUUUCUGGGUGUUUACGCGCUGAUACGGCAAUCUCCGAUGGGACCAUAUCUCGAUAAUUGGAUUAAUUAUUCAGAAUAUGGGCAUGCUGCUGUUUUUCUAGUUGAUCUAUUCUUCAAGCUGAUUGCUUACGGCUUAAUUUUUACACCAGAACCAUAUCUGGGAGAUCCAUUCAACUUGAUCGACUUCUUGAACUUGUUGUUUUCGCUAAUUAGACUACGGAUGUAUUGGAGUGAUGGCGGAUCGCGACCGACUUUUGAUUUAGCGGCUCGAUGUUUGAUGACAGUUCGGCCUUUUCGAUUGAUCGCUCGAUUUGCAGGCCUAAGGAAUUUAUGUCUUUAUAUUGUGAAGACUAUUCCCGCCAUUUCCCAGGUUUUCCUUUUCACACUUGUUGUGUAUGCAAUCUACGCGGUAAUCGGUCUACAACUUUAUGCAGAUCGAUUUCGUUUUUGUUCAGACCCGGAUGCCGAGAGCCACUUGGAUUGUGUUGGCAUUUUCCGGAACGAUGUUGGAAUCAUGGCGCCGCGCACAUGGAUGAAUCAGGACUUUAACUUCGAUAACUUUGGCAACGCCAUGUUAUCACUGUUCGUGGUGUCCACAUUCGACAGCUGGCCUUCAAGGUUUCUAUAUCCCGCAAUGGACUUGGGUCACAAAAUCGGGCUCCAACCUCGUCGGAAUCAAAGUCCCUCACAUGCCAUAUAUUUCGUCUCCUUCGUCUGCAUCGGAGGUUUUUUCAUCCUACGAAUGUUUGUGGGUGUUUUUAUUGAUCAGUUUGGAAUCAUCUCAGGGCGCAAAUUGCUGACUGAAAGGCAGAAGUUGUGGCGAGACACCAACCGCCUGAUUCAAGGCUUGAGACCCAAGCGUGUACCUAUAAUUUUUCCUACUUACGGAGUUCGCCGCUUAUGCUUCCAAGCUGUCUACAAUAGGAAGUUUGAACUUCUGUUGGUCUUCGUAGUCAUGGUCAAUUUUCUAUACCUGACAACAGUACAAGUUGGUUCGAAUGAAAAAGUUCCCUUGUUAUUGACUGAGAAUCGUGGGGGAUACCAAGUUAUCGAAGUCAUGUUCGUGUGUCUUUAUAUCGUGGAGGCUAUAAUGAAGCUUGUUGGCACCCAGUUCAGAGAUUGGUGGGACGACAAGUGGAAUGUCAUGGAGUUGUGUAUGGCUAUCAUAUCCGCGAGUUGCUUAUAUCCCGGUACCAAUAAGAAAAGGUAUUUUACGGGAGCAUUUUUUACGAUAGUAAGGAUCUUUCGUGUGAUUCGUUAUUUACCAACUUUGAAUCACAUGAUGAGUACAGUUCUCAUCAGUUUUCCGGCUAUGGUGAACAUCAUGUCGUUGAUGGGCAUUUUUCUCUGUUUCUUCGCCUCAAUGGGGAAUUUCGUCUUCUGGAACAUAAGAAACGGGGUGUGCAUAGAGAAACAUACCAGGGACUUCAGAGACUUCAGUGGUUCUUUCCUCAUCUUGCUUCAGAUAACGACUCUGGACGACUGGUCUUGCUUCUUAAUAGAUCUGAGAGUUACUAGCCCGCAGUGCCUGCAUACUGAUUCAAACACUACUGACGACUGUGGAUUUCCCGUUGGAGGAUUGAUUUACGUCCUGAUCACGUGAUGGCUUUUCAAGCUCUGUGGUCGAAGAGCGAUUACGACCCCAGAUGCACGGGAUACUUGGGACAACAUAAACUGAAGGACUUCUUCAUCGAGCUGGGGCCACCUUUGGGAGGGAGAGGACCGCAGUUUCUCAAGAGGUACACGCGAAUUGUGUUCGAAGUCAACCAUUUUCGCGAUGGAAAAGGGGUUGCUUUCCGGCCUCUUCUCGAAACCGUCUGCCUGUACAAGAUUGGCCCCAGAGGUCUGGAGCUCCCGGUGCGCAUAGAGCGAGAGCGAGAGAUUCACAGCAUCUACGAGGAAGGAGCGGCCGUCAUGAUCCAGGGCCUCGUUCGGGGCUUUCUGCAGAGGAGGAGGCGAGGCAGAGACGAAGAGCCUCCCUCCUCCUCCUCCUCGGACCCUCCUCCGCUGCUGCUGACACAAGGGGCCGUGGCAGAACCAUCACGUGAUGAUGCUCCUGGUCCUUCUUCUUCUGAACAUGGCCAUGGAGGAGCAGCCGUCUCGUUUUCGUCCUCGUCUUCUUCGUCCUCGUCUGCCUGCGCUGCUCCUGCUGCUGCUACUCCAGUGCCAUUGCUGCUCCAGUCGCCAACAACAACAACAACAUCCACACCCGAGGCGCAGCAGAUCGUCCCAGCAGAAGCAGAAGAACCUUGACGAUCAUGCACACCACGCUGUCAUUUGUCAAUCACCUCCUUGUUCCUUCUCUUUUCUUCGUACUCAUGCUCUGCUCGGCCAUCUCCUCGCCCUUCUUCAUCUUCACCAUGUUCAUCUUCAGUCAUGCCCAACUGACCUGGAUUUCUCAUCCCAUGAAACUUAGUACCUAUCCAGCUUGCAUAUUAUUUUUAAUUUUCUUAUGUGGUACAUUUCAACUAUUUUUUUCCCAUAUGUACGACAAACGAGGAUUUUUGCUACUCUUAACUCACAGAUUAACCAUAAGUACUUUCGACUGCCUUUGAAUCUCAAGUGGAUUGUGAUCAGUAACACUAGGUUCAGAAUUUUCUCGAGAGAACUUCACAAGGAGUCAACUCCAAGUUGGGCUAGCUUGUUGAAUCCACGUCCACUUUUGAACAAUCCAACUUUUAAAGUUAUGCUUAGUUUCUGAGUAAAUGACCUAUCACAAGGCAUGUUCUCGAUUAGGUAGUCUCUACUUUCAUACUACUACUACCUACAAGGUUCAAAAUAGAUAUAUACACUUUUCGUAGCUCAAACUUGAGCUUCAUGUUUUACUUAAAUGAUAAAAGUGCAGAGCAAGUACUGGUUGUUUUAAACUACUCGAGCCCUAAAGUAUAUUAGCUACUUAAGGGAUAUUCUUAACUCUAAAUACUAUUUUACUUGUUAUGUUGCAAAACG
This is a messenger RNA of Marchantia polymorpha subsp. ruderalis, 7300 nucleotides long. The record is from the annotation of a GenBank genome assembly. Lineage: Eukaryota; Viridiplantae; Streptophyta; Marchantiopsida; Marchantiales; Marchantiaceae.